This is a messenger RNA of Varanus komodoensis (Komodo dragon), 2918 nucleotides long. RefSeq names its product cadherin-19-like. Lineage: Eukaryota; Metazoa; Chordata; Lepidosauria; Squamata; Varanidae. The transcript has 12 exons. The record is from RefSeq and is a predicted model, not a curated record. Bases 229 to 2349 code for a protein of 706 amino acids. Gene Ontology annotation, molecular function: calcium ion binding; cadherin binding. Gene Ontology annotation, cellular component: plasma membrane; catenin complex; adherens junction. Gene Ontology annotation, biological process: homophilic cell-cell adhesion; calcium-dependent cell-cell adhesion; cell morphogenesis.
GCAAGCAGUAAGCAAUGACAUAGCAGUGAUUUUUCAAACCCAAAAGCAUAAGUGGCUUUUUACUGACAGGAAAUUGUUGCUUUCAAACGCUUUCAGAAGACUCCGAAGUCAAAAGAAUGUCUCUUUGAUUUCAUCAGACAUUUAAGCCAUUUUUUGUAUUAUUCUUUUUUUAAGCUACCAAGACUUUGUGCCAUACAGAUGCAUAUUGAUUGAAAAGGAUAUUUCAGCAUGCAUGCUUAUAAAUGGCUCUCUCUUGCUCUGACCCUGUCUCAGUUUGGGCCAUCUCUUCCCUGUACGUACAACUGUAACACUGAAGACUUGGAACAAGCAUUUGUGAGACCUCGGAGAAUGAGACAUGGUGGUGUUCGGAGCUUGCUGUUUGUGCAGGAGCAACUCAUGUUAACACAUACUUUGAAAUUGGGCCAGAGGAAGACAGCUGCAGAAAAGGAACAUAAUUCUCUGGCUGAUAAUGGGCCACGGUUCUUGAAUGGACCUUAUAAAGCCACUGUUCCAGAAAUGUCUGCAGAAGGUACUUCAGUGAUUCAGGUGACAGCAACAGAUCCAUCUGGUGCCCGCUUGUUUUACAGCAUUCCUCCAGAACAACCCUAUUUUUCUGUGGAGCCAACAACAGGAGUAGUAAGAACGAUUUACCCGGUAGACAGAGAAACACAAGAUACAUACUUUGUCGUCGUCGAAGCCAGAACUGGCCAAACAGGUGGACAUUCAGCAACAACAACUGUAAUGAUCACUCUCUUGGAUGUCAAUGACAAUCCUCCCCGAUUUCAGCACAGGCGCUAUGAAAUGUACGUAUCUGAGGGAGCUGCUGUGGGCACCAUCCUUGGCAAAAUCAUGGCCGAUGACAGUGAUAUAGGAAAGAAUGCCGCCAUGGAUUUUGUAAUAGAAGGAGAUACCUCUCAAAUCGUGCAGAUCAUUACUAAUGAUGAGACUCAAGAAGGAAUGGUCAUACUGAACCAGCAAGUAGAUUAUGAGAGCCAAAGGAUAUAUGAUAUGAAGGUGAAAGGCUCCAACAGAUACAUAGAUAAGCGUUUCCUGAAAGAAGACACUAAAUUUGAAGACACAGCUCUCCUUAGGAUCAGAGUGGUGGAUGUUGAUGAACCGCCAGUUUUCAUAUCAGAAGAAUUCUUGAUGGAGAUUGCUGAAGAAGAGAUGAACGGUUCAAUUGUGGGAAUUGUGAGUGCCAGAGAUCCAGAUACUGUCAACAGUUCAAUAAGGUAUUCUAUUGUCCCCCACAAGGAUUUAACAGAAUUGUUCAGCAUCAAUGAACACAAUGGAACCAUCAGUACAACUGGACCUCUGGACCGAGAGACAGCAGCUUGGCACAACCUCACUGUUAUAGCCACAGAAACAAUUAACUCACAUCAGACAUCUGAAGCGAAUGUUUAUAUCCAAGUUCUAGAUAUUAAUGAAUAUGCACCUGAAUUUGCUGAAUACUACGAGACAUAUGUUUGUGAGAAUGCAAGAGCGGGACAGCCCAUUCAGACCAUCAGUGCAGUGGAUAAAGAUAAUCCAGUGGAAGGCCAACAUUUUGUAUUCUAUUUGCCAGAAGAGUACACAAGCAACUCCAGUUUUGCUAUAGAAGAUCAUCAAAAUAACACAGCCAGGAUUGUUACCACAAGAGAUGGCUUCCAUCAUCGCGAUCAGUUCCUUUUUGCCUUGCCAAUCCUAAUUGCUGACAGUGGACUCCCACCCCUCACCAGCACGAACACCCUAACCAUCACUGUGUGUGACUGUGAUGAGGAAGUUAAGCUCCUCUCAUGCAGAUAUGGGGCAAUCCUGUUUUCAAUGGGCAUCAGUGUGCAAGCUUUGGUUGCUGUGGUGGCUUGCAUACUGAUAAUCCUGGUGUUUGUGCUGGCAAUUGUGGCCUUGAAGCAUGAGGCAAAGACACCCCUAUUUCAUGAGAAAGGAGAAGCAUUCAGAGAAAACAUUGUUAAAUAUGAUGAUGAAGGAGGUGGAGAGCAGGACACAGAAGCUUUUGAUAUUUUAGCACUGAGGAACCAAACUGUCCUAAGAGAGCACAAGCCUCGAAGACAGAUCACAACACAGAUUCAGAGUCUCUACAGGCAAUCUCUGCAGGUUGGCCCUGAGAGUGAUGUGUUCCGGGAAUUCAUUUCACAAAAGCUAGAAGAAGCCAACUGUGAUCCAAAUGUUCCCCCAUUUGAUUCCCUUCAGACAUACGCUUUUGAAGGAACUGGCUCAAUGGCUGGUUCUCUUAGCUCACUGGGAUCCAGUUGUAAUCUAGAGGAAAAUUUUGAUCACCAUGUCGAACUGGGAUCCUACUUCAAGCAAGCAGAAAGCAUGCAUGGCUCUACAAAAAUUGCUACAUUUUAGGAAGGACUAGUGUUUACAUGAUGGAGCAGAUCUUGUAUCCAUGAGUGGGACAACAGUUUUCUCUCAAAGAGAAUCUAGCUCUAUGUAGUUCUACAAAAGUAGAAAAUCUGAAUACAGUGAAAUAGAGACAAGGACAAGCAUUUAAAAAAAAAUACAGCAUAUGUUUUAUUCUUAAAACUGCAUGGCUUGUCAGUCAGCAGCAGCUUACACGACUCAUGUUGGAAUAAGAGGUCACUCGGCUACCCUACUGGAAGAAACGAUGCUGAGAGCCUGUAUACCUGUUGCUAAGGCAGUAUUUUCUGUAUCUGAGCAUGGGUGGGGAUAUUGCUUUUUAAAAUAUCUUGACUAAAAAUGUAGAUCUCAGAUCACUGGCAUAGGCUAUUAUUAAAAUAAGAAUCUGUGAUAUUAAAAACACAACAAAAAGAUUUCUUGGAAAUAUUAUGCAGAGUUUAAGCUUCUGUAAUAUUUUCAAAGUAUUACAAAUUAAUUAUCAAGCCAUAAACUAAUAUAUGUACUGUUUACAUAAAUACAGCUGUACAGAAUUCUAAAAUAAGUUAUGAGUGAAUGGA